UCUUUAUUUUCAGUUUGAUUUACGAGCUCUGCAGUCACAAAGCCCCAGCUAGGUUGUAAGGUAACGAAUUCCACCUGUCGGGCAAUUGUAGCUGCAAAGAAGCCCACCUAAGGUUUUCAACAUUUCACCAAAAACAAACCCUUCCAACACAGCUUUGUGCCUUGUAGUCACCUAGUUGCAGGAGGUGUGUGUGUCAGAGAGAGAGAGAGAGAGAGAGCGCUCAGGCCCUGUUCAGAGGCUGUAAUUUGAGAAUAGCUUCACUGGCCCUUUUGUGUAUGUUUCCUUGGACACCAGAGGCAGGAAGUAACAUUGCCGAGCGCACAGUAGUCACCACACAGACUCUGCCAUCUCUCUGGGGCCAUGAGGGAUCUGCUGACCACGCGGGAGCAAGAUGGCUGGAGGGAGCUUAUUAAGAGGGAGGCCUCCUGCAGGGUCAGCUGGAAGGCAAAAUACGGGCACAAAUACCCCAGGCGGGUGACUGACUAUGGAGUUGCCAAGAGGAAGUGUUUCUUGCCUGCCAUCUGCCCUCCUGAGGAGAGUGCAAGCUCCCUCCGGUGUCAAGAAGUAACUGUGCAAAAAGAGGACGGGCGGCAGCUGUCAGGGAAGGAGGAGAAGCAGGAGGUGGAAGCCCAAAGCCUUCAGGAGCCUCUUCCCGAGAUGAGGGUUCCCACACCACAGACAACUCAGCUGCUCUACCAGGGCUUCUCCCAUGAAGGCAAAGGGAGGCAGCACUACCUCAAGCAGAGAAAGAUGAAGAGCCCCGAGGAGAAAUUCUGCUACCCAGUGCUGUCGUCAUGGGAAUAUGGCUGGCGCUUAGGAGACGUGGUUAAGGACAUGAGGACACCAAUUCAUGGCAAAUCCCGAAUUGUAAAGGAUACUUUCUACUUCAAAAACGGCAUCUUCUAUCAUCCAUCAAAAACUGACAAGCUGUCAUGAAUAUUAUUGCUAACUGACAUGUGGAAAUGUUUGUGCAAUGUUGCCUAGCAUGGGUAUUUGUUGUGGUAUUGGAUCAGACAACCCUCUAUAAUUACUUCCCUCCAUAAUUACUCUUUCAGAUUUAAAACUUGCUUCUAGCCUUCCUCUCCCUGGAGCACAGCACCUAUCAUUCUGGCAGAGUAACUUACUGAGUUCUGUGUCAAGGAUGUGUAUACAACCUUGCAUACAUUUGGGACCUGAGUCUGAUUUAGAGCCAAUUAAUUCAUAUGGCUGUUGUGAUGUUUCUUGUGAUAGUUUCCUUUUGUGGUGACACCCUGAAGGAAGACCUACCAUAGGUUGAUUUUUUUUAAAAAAAAGCACCUGUCACAGUUUAUACCAAGAUGAAGUUAGAGAACUGCUUUGAAAUUCAAAAGGGGUGCAGGUUUGUAACAAAAACUUUUGUGACAAAGUAUUCCCAGUUCUCCAGGUAGUGGAUCUCUGAAAAACCUUUGACUGAGGCCUUGGAGGACAACUGCCAGUCAGAGUAAACAGUAUAGGACUAGCUGGACCAAGUCUGCCCCAUUAGUGAUUGGGUACAUUAUCAUAUUCUUCCUUGGAGGUUGUGUGAGCCGUUGUAUUGUUCCUUAGACGUAGGGUGGAGUACCAAAACGACUUUACUAUUUUCACUCAUGGGAGCGAACCCAUCAUUCACUUGUAUAAUAAAGGUAGACUAUGAGGAAUUUAUAGCUGCAAUUAUGUUUAUGUCAGACCCGGGUAUGCUGAUCAGCUGAUUAGUCAUGGAGACAACGAACUAAUGGUGAGCAAAAAAUUCACAGGACACAGCCCUCAGAAAUGGGUAGCUCUGUGGCUUUUGCUAUUUUCCCUAAAGGUCUUCAGACAUGGAUGUAACUGACUUGUGAGAGUACCCUGGUUUCUUUAAAAGAUCAUGUGAGAAAGCCAUGCUUUGCUGUGUGUCACAUCCACAGCAAAGCUCAGAUUGAGCAGGAAAUUGAUCUAUGAGCCCAAGGUUGCUGCCUGCAGGGGACAGAGGCCCCCAAGUAGUGAGGUGACCCUGGGGCUACCAGAAUCCCCUUGUUUUUCUAAGGGUUAUUUUCAGAUAUGUAACGCCCCACUCCAUAGAACAGUCGUGACUGCCUCGGAAUGCCCCUUGUUUUGAAAGCUUUUUGCUGACAGGCCUCCAUGGCUCCCAACUGCUGUGUUACAGCCAGAAGAGUGGACAAAAGCUCUGUUGUUACUCGCAGCUCGAACAAGCCUGGCUGAAAAACAUGAGAUUUAAAAUUAAAAUGGGGGUUUGUGUGGGUGCUCAUGCUUUGAAGGGUGCAUAAGGCAGGCAUGCUUUCCCAGGUUGUCUCCACAGCUAUGGCAUACAAGUAUUUUAAAUGAAAAUUGAGAUACCCGAAGGAUUGAAGGUGCUCCCUGGAGCCAAGACAAACUGUGCUGCUUCAGCUCACAGCUUGUGUAACCCUCAUUCUAUAUGCACUCAUACAAUGGACUUUGUAACUUCAGCUACUCUCUCCCUAUUUGAUCCGGAACCAGGGUGGUGAUAAUUUUUCUUUCUUUCUUGGCUUUGUUUGCUUGAGAAGUCGAAGAGAUCCAGUGACUCACUGCUCCACAGGGGCCACUUGACUGGAACAAAAUAGCAUAACGCAAGAGUGCUGCAAAAUAAAUUUAGCGGAUGGAACCAUAAAUUUAUGUGUGCUGAUGUAUCUAAAAGGUGGCUCUUUUUCAAGUAUAUGUGAAUAAUUUCGUAGUGUCUUAUGCCUCCCUUGACUGAAAUUUGAUAGUAACAUGAAAUAUACUUUCAGUGUUGUGAUUUACUACAGGAAUGUUGUCCAAUGGGCCAGCAGGGAAUAAUAAGGGAUGAAAAUUUCAACCCGUGUGUGAUAUAUAUUGCUGAUAUUUUAUCUGCUCUCAGUAAAGCCACAAUUUAGUCCUGCGAUUCAGCUUAUGCCGAUCCAUGGACUGAAAAACAGGCUACGUCUAGACCAGGUACCCCCAAACUCAGCCCUCCAGCUGUUUUGGGACUACAACUCCCAUCAUCCCUAGCUAACAGGACCCAGUGGUUAGGGAUGGUGGGAACUGUAGUCCCAAAACAGCUGGAGGGCUGAGUUUGGGGAUGCCUGGUCUAGACCAAUACUUACUCCAUUUCAUUUUGGUUUUAGGCUUCACCAUCUCUUUGCAUUUCUCUGGACAGGGCUCAGGACAGAUAGAAGUAUAUUAAUUAUUCUACACCCUCCCCGACUAGCAAACAACAAUUUAAUAAAAAACAUCUUCCGGAUGAUGUAUAUAUGGAUGUAGGAAGCUGCCUGAAUUCAGAUCACUGGUCCAUCUAGCUGAGUAUUCUCUGCACUGACUGGCAGCAGCUCUCCAGGGUUUCAGACACUACUUUUUUCUAGCUGCACCUGGACUUGUCAGAGAUUGAACAUGGGACUUUCUGCAUGCAAAGCAGAAGCUCUACCACUGAGCUAUGGCCCUUUCCCAUGCUCGGCCUUUGGAAAUCUCUUCCCCUAAAGACUCGCUUCCUCUAAAGAUCCCUGAAGUUAAGGAAAAGCCACAGGGAGCUCCUCUUUCCAUUCAAGGCCAGUGUACUUAAGAGAACACAUCAGUUUCUUGGAAUGCAAGUGUAGGAUUUUAUUUCCCCCCCAGCAAUUUCUAUAUGUGCAAACAAAUGCAGAAUGAAUGAUUGAUUCACAGGAAGACCCACAACCACGGCACAAGCAAAUCAGGAUUAACACUGUCAUAUAACUGCCCUGCAAACGAAGUGUAACAAAUGCUCAGUAAAAACUGAACAUAGUCCGACCUUUGCAUAAAGACUGCACAAGCAGAGCAGGAUGAGUGCCCAAUAAGCCAGUUGUCUGAUUGAGUCCCACAUCUGAAACGGCAGGGCUUGCCUCAUGUGGCUAUGUUACCUUAGGCAGCAUUUCAGCUAGGAAAUGACAUCUACAUUACAUGUAGAUUUUGUAUUUGAGAGUGCAAUAUUAUUUUGAUGAUGGGAAAUAAACAAGGAGGUGAUCUAGCACAGCUUCCUUUCGAGAUCCCUUCAGAAUAUGGACCAAGGAUGAAGCAGCAUGAUCAGACCAUUUGGCAUCCUAAUCUAUGGUGAGCCACUUAUUUUAAAAGGUUAUCAAAACGGCUUCACUGAAACUUGCUUACUGUACUUAUUAGUUUUGUCUUCCCAGAAUUGGUAGUAUUUCCUGCACAGGAAUUUUUAAACAGAAGCAGGCCUUUAAGUUAUAUCAAAUCCUGCAAUUAAUUUGUCUAAUUAGUUUACAGAGAAGCUAUAGUAAAUAUGCUUUUUAGUAUUUUAACCUCAUUUCUCAUUUUAUAAAAUAGCACAUGCAUGAACAUUUCGUGGUGAGGGCUUGAAACUGCGCUAAUUUGUACAGGAGGAAGGGCGUUGUGAGGAGUCACUAAUAGAAUGACAGGAGUGUUGUCUUUGGAUGUGGGAAGCCAGAUUUUUAAUCCCCAUUUAGCUAUGAAGCUGCAUGGGAGGCUUAGAAGUCAGACUAGUCAGGAAACCAGAGAAGAAAAACAGCAAGAGGAAACUCCUGACUCCGUCUAGGCACAACUAAGCCUAGUGCCACCUAGUGGUGAAAGGUUAUAUUCAAAGAAGGGCUACGUCACAUCCCUAUUAGUGCAAGGAUUUCUGCUUGAACAAUGGAACUCUCCUUGUGUGCCCCUUAAAUUUGUUCUAGUGGUUCUGCCAACACCCUGUAGCAGAUUUGGGGUGGAGAGAGGGGGAAAGUCCCAUUGCCCAAAUGGAAACCCAUGCGCUGUCGUGACACAUUUAUUGAAGACCACCCUACACAAAUAGAAUAUACUGUUCUGUGUAAUCCCCACCAUGAGGUUUACAGUAAGUUUGUAAUUUGAAAGUAAAACCUAUAGUUUAGAAUGCUCAUACACAAUUAAAAAAACAAACCACUAUUCUAUUCUGUGUUAAGAAUGAUCAAAUAUUUGCACAAAGAGACUGGGAGAGGUUUAGAGGCAUUUUAAACUUCACAUAGCUUAAACAUUCUCAAGAAUGUGAGCUGAGAACUAAGUGGUUCAAAUGUCACAACUAUAAAUGCACUAGGGGCGUCUUAGGCCAGGCCUGAUCCUGCAGCCUCAGCUUCCCCAUGUGGAAUGUGGGGAUAAUACUGCCAUGGCCUACGUAACAACAAUCCUCUUACAGAGCAAUCUUUUGUAUGUUUCCCUUUUAGUUUGAUGGGACUUGUUAAUUUGUGCAUUCAAGCUUUCAGCCUUUGCUAACCUACCACACAACAUUUUGUUGUGAGGCAAAAUGAGAACCAAGUGUACACUGCACUGAGCCAUUUGAAGGAUACAGGUUUGACACAUCAUGCUGAAGAUGGGAUAGUUUCAAUCCAGAAAAAGGAAUAUUGCAUUUUACUCAGACAGACUUAAUAUUUGUACCACAUUGUGGAAAGUUUGGGGGAUUAUUCCGAUCCUCACACCUGUGUUCAUUCCAAUGGCUCAUUCAUUUUUAUCUGUAUACAUUUUUAAAAGACUAUAUGUUGUUACAGGACUGUGAAAAAAAUGUGGUUAGAAAUCUGUGCACUAAAUAUGGCCACAGCCUGAAAUAAGAACCUGGGUGGUAUUAGCAGCAGCCAACCAUAAAAUCAACACCACCUUUCUCGAUGGCCACACAAAGAUUUUUCUUCUUCACUUUCCCCCACCCACUUAAUGCAUCAGGAUGUAUACAAUUUGCGGAGGUGACAUAUUUCAGGUAUCUACAAGGGGCAUGUAGGUUACAAACAGAAAAGGCCGGGUGAAUCCUUGACAUUUCUGCUCCAGCAAAAAAUAAUAAACACUUGCGUUUACUUUGGCAUUACAAGAUAUACUUAGCUUUUGUCCUAAUGGGCUAUGCUGAGCUAUGAAUGGCAGGACAAGGGGGUACAUUGUGGCUGGGUGGCUAAAGACCAAGCAGUUGAAAAGUUAUGGUUUUGAUGAAAAUUGACAAGUUAACACUGCUUAGUUUUAUUCUUCUCAUUCCUAAUUGUAGUGUUUUGUUUUGUUUUAAUUUCUGCUUCAGAAACAGAUUUGAGCCUUCAUAUCUGCCAUAAGAGGGACCCAGGUGCUGCUAUGGUUAAACUUGCUGAUCAGAAGGUCGGCGGUUCGAAUCCCUGUGACGGGGUGAGCUCCCGUUGCUUGGUCCCAGCUCCUGCCAACCUAGCAGUUCGAAAGCAUGUCAAAAUGCAAGUAGAUAAAUAGGAACCGCUACAGCGGGAAGGUAAACGGCGUUUCCAUGUGCUGCUCUGGUUUGCCAGAAGCGGCUUUGUCAUGCUGACCACAUGACCUGGAAGCUAUACGCCGGCUCCCUCGGCCAAUAAUGCAAGAUGAGCGCGCAACCCCAGAGUCGGUCACGACUGGACCUAAUGGUCAGGGGUCCCUUUACCUUUAUCUAUCUGCCAUAAGAGGAGGGGCACUCAGUUUCCUCCAGACUGUUCUAGUCUCUCUCGGUUGUUAUUCUCCACUUUGGUGGUCAGGCAACCCAGAGUGAGAAAUCAGAACUUGUUCCAUUAUUCGGUUGACUAUACAUUAAUAUGUUACUUCAAAACAGGAGAAUAAAAUUUAAAACACGGCAAAAAUUGUUUUAUGGGAGGUGGAUUAAUGAUGUCACAUCUACAGCCCAGUCAGCACUAGAGAUGGAAGGAUUUGUCAAUUUUGUUUCUUUCAGUUUCUCAUUUUUUCAUUCUUAAAUUCAAUCCUGCAGCAACUAGCAUUUUUUUGGGGGGGGGGAAUCAUGAAAAUUAUUCAGCAUUUUAGUGUGAAUUUCUCCUAUAUACAGUUUUGACUAACAUAUGCAUUUUUGCUAGUGAUUUCUCCUGAUACAAUGCACUUUAGUACAUAAUUUCCAGCAAUAGAUGCAUUUUUGUAAAUAUUGUUUGGCUGGAAAACUCCCUUGAAAAAUUCAGAUAAGUGCAGAUUUUGAUGGUUAUACUUGUUUUGGGGCUGACAUUGUUUUGGAAUGUAUGAAAUUGAUUAUACUUUAAUAAAACUGAAUUGAAAUGCUCUCCCAUUCUUAACCAACUCUACACAAAUGACUUCUAUUGUAGACAGAGUGAAUUGGGACUCAGCUACACGGCUGCAAAUAAAACAUUUUAAAUGUCUUGUAGAGUGCAUUCUACAAAUGUAACACUAGAUGGCGAAAGUGAGCUAUGCAAAAUUCAAUGUGCUUUUCAAAAUGUUUUAAAAGCAUUUUCACAGCAUAUUUUAUGUGUGUGUAGAUUCCAUCUUAGUUUUCCCUGAGCUUGAUCCAGAUGAUAAGAUUGUUUAGAAAUACAAACACAGUGAGUUGCACUUUCACAGUGGGUUGUUCACUGCUAAAAUCAUUGAUAUCUGAAUAUAAUGCUUUUCUCCGCAAAGAAGGACAAUGAGGUCAUGCCAAAACUAUAAAUGUAUCUCUUUUAUGGGCCAAUUUGGCUUGCCCUGAAGAAUCAUGGGAAUUAUAGGAUUGUAAUCAAUGAAUGUCUUCUCAAAGUAGACCCACUGAAAUGAAUGGACUUGAGUUAGCCAUGGUCAUUCAUUUCAGUUGGUUUACACUGAGUGAACACGACCCAUAGCUUGGUGGUGUGAUGAAAACAUAGCAAAGCUUAUGUUAGGAUUCCUUCCUUCCUGCCUGCCUUCCUGCCUUCCUGCCUUCCUUCCUAUGAUUUAUGAAUGCCUCAAAUCUUUUUCACGUUGUGUAGUUACAUUAGUCUGCCCACCAAAGCCAGCUACAAAUGGACAGUUAUUUCUUUUUCAGUUAGCCGGUGAAGUCAAGGGCAGACAGAACAAGCAAGGAGCUUUUCAACACAAUGCAACAUAGACGAAAAUAUAUAAACAAUCCCAAAAAUUGAUUUGAGUGAAUAAACAAAGAAAUGAGACCAUGGCAAACAAGCAGAGAAACCCCAUGGAAGACAAACAGGAGCCACAUCAACCACACUUGUUUACUUUAAAAUGUGAGUGUAUUUCACUGUGGGGACCAAGAGUUGAUAGCUUUUUGAUGGAAAGAGAGGUGCGGUUGUGCAUUUCUGGCUUCUUCGGAGUGGAAUGAAGCCAUUUUAGAGGAAUAAUUUCAUUGUUGACACACACAAAAUUCUGUAAACCAUUAUCUGUGGAUAUUCCCAGACGAGUCACAAGGAAAUGACUUCACUAGAGAAAAUGGGAGUUUGUCCUGAGUCAGAAGUACUGAGCCCUCAGUUUUUCCUAUCUGAGCUCUGUAUUUGCUCAGCUAGGAUUGUUCUAAUGAAAACAUGGCUGUCAUCUUGGGCUUGGCCAGCGAGGCUUCAGAGGGCAACUGGGCUUGUAAAAGCGUUGUUUAUCCAUUUAUAUGAAUGUGUGUGUGUGUGUGCGUGCGUGUGCACACACUCGUAGAGCUUGAAAAUAAAUCUCAGGGGAACUUGAAGUAAACAAAAUGCAGACCAAACAAAUAUUUCUGAUUUUUUGUCAGAAAAAAUAAAUCAAAUGCUUUAUAUCUGAAUCGUUGCCUUGUUUUCAACAGCAAGGACUUCAUGCUCCCCCUGGUGGGGAAAAUCUGAUACAAAAAAAUACAAAACAAAAUGUAGAAAUGCUCCUGCUUUUGAGAGCUGUAAGGAAAUAAGAUAAGAUUUUUUAAAGUCUUCUUCCCACAAUGCCCUC
Molecule: messenger RNA, 8553 nt
Organism: Zootoca vivipara (common lizard)
Lineage: Eukaryota; Metazoa; Chordata; Lepidosauria; Squamata; Lacertidae
Product: protein SPMIP1
Source: RefSeq, a predicted model, not a curated record